GAAUCAAAGAAAAAGGUAGUUUUACGUUAUAAAUUCCACUCUAUUGGGUUCCAUUAACAUCACACACCAACACAAACGUUAGAUCAAGAGAUAUUCAGAGAGAAAGUGAGAGAAGCAGAGCCAUGGAGGAUUUAUCCAAUGACCAGACCAACACUCCGCUCCCAGCAGGAUCAGCAAAACAGAAGCUUCAGCGGUACGCGCUGCGGUCGGGGAAUAAAUCCAAGGACGAAACAUCUCCGGUAGCCGAAUUGCCGAACCCUUCUGCAUCUAAGCGAGGGAUUUCUACAGCAAGUGUGAGUAAAAGUGUUGGCGUUCUUGAUCUCUCUAUUAAGGACAAGUCUGUUAAGCCACCUAGAAGGCUCUCCAUUCCUGCCAAGUCGACUGUCCGUCCUGCACCAAAGCUGGCUGGAAACAUCACUCCAAUUUCAGAGGCUAGGGUGAGAAGCUCUGCUACUGGUCAGGGGAAAAGUGAUACGCCUGUUUCCAAUGUUUCCAGAACAACAAGCCGGAAGAAGUUCAGUGUUUUGUCAUCAGCAUCGUAUUGGAUAUCUCAGAUUAAGCUCUCUGAAUCUGCCGCUAAGCACUCAAUUUCACUUGGCUUUUUUAAACUUGCCUUGGAGGCAGGAUGCGAGCCUCUUCAGCGAAUGCGGGAUGAGCUCAAGUUGUAUGCUCAACGAUAUAAUAAUCUCAGUGAAUAUGGGGAGCCUUUGAAGGAAUUAUUUGAAAGGUAUAAUAUCUCAGAAAGCACAGAGCAGUUGCAGGUCUCUGAAACCUAUUCUCAGGUGCCUGAAGAGGGAACUCGAUCAUCUGAUGAUGAUGUCCAUAGCUCUUCUUCUACUGCGGGAAAUAGGAGACUGAAGCCCAGGUCUUUGAACACUGAUGCUACUCAAGCUUCGGAAGUAAGCAAAUCAGCCAAGCAGGAUACUAUUCAGAAGAAGAGUCGCACAAUCGGGACUAGGGGAUCUUUGAAUAAGAAUUCUGCCAAUUCAAAGUCUGUUUCAGAGCCUGGGGAUCGUAAAUUGCCAAAGAAACCCGAGAAGCCAACUAAGCUGGAAUCCAAUAAAGAAAAGGACAAAAUGAAACAGGGAAAGAAAUCUUCUGCUAAAGCAGUUCGAGUCAGCACUUUGCCAGCUGAGAAUAUGCCCCAGGAGAACAAAGAAAAUAUGGAUGCUGCUCUCCCAAUAGAAGAGAUCGGCUUGACCGGAGUCAGUUAGACAUUCUGCGACAAAGUUGCUGAAUUUAUCAUUCUUAUUCUCUUGGGUUUUGUCUUCAGUGUUUUUUAAGUGAGGGCUUUUCAUUUGUAUAAAAAAGUGAUAAAAGUGAAAGUGUUUCAGUCUGGUGUGGACGAUGUUUUCUUAUUUAUUUUUGUUUUAUUGGGAGAUUUAAUCUUUGAUUAUCUGUCUAGUAUUACACAGUUACUGCUGAAACCGAAGUGUAUUUGAAUCAUUAAACCUAUCUACUACUAGUUUAAUAUUUUGUAA
This is a messenger RNA of Juglans regia (Persian walnut), 1481 nucleotides long. RefSeq lists its product as uncharacterized. Lineage: Eukaryota; Viridiplantae; Streptophyta; Magnoliopsida; Fagales; Juglandaceae. The coding region runs from base 123 to 1214 and encodes 363 amino acids. The transcript is spliced from 6 exons. The record is from RefSeq and is a predicted model, not a curated record.